AUGAGGAGAUUGGCUUUUCGAGGUGCUGGUUGUACUCUGAAGAAGUUGGAUUCCAUGGGUUCCAAGCGACGAAGGGCUACUUCUCCUUCCAGCAGCAUCAGUGGAGGAGAUUUUGAUGAUGGUCACCAUUCAACAAAUAUACCAGGCCCAAGCCGGAAAAGAAGGAGACUUUCAAAUCUCCCAACUGUAGAUCCUAUUGCUGUGUGCCAUGAACUGUACAACACAAUCAGAGAUUACAAAGAUGAACAGGGCAGGCUCUUAUGUGAGCUUUUCAUUAGGGCACCAAAACGAAGAAAUCAGCCAGACUACUAUGAAGUGGUUUCUCAGCCUAUUGAUUUAAUGAAAAUCCAACAGAAACUAAAAAUGGAGGAGUAUGAUGAUGUGAACCUACUGACUGCUGACUUUCAGCUACUAUUUAACAAUGCAAAGGCUUACUAUAAGCCAGAUUCUCCUGAAUAUAAAGCUGCCUGCAAACUUUGGGAUUUGUAUAUGCGCACAAAGAAUGAGUUUGUUCAGAAAGGUGAUGCUGAGGAGGAGGAGGAAGAGGAUGAAGGGCAUGACAAUCAAGGGGCAAUGUCUGAAGUAUCUUCUCCAAGCUACUUGAAAGAGAUUCUUGAACAGCUGCUUGAAGCUGUAGCCAUAGCCACCAACCCAUCAGGACGUCUCAUAAGUGAGCUGUUUCAGAAGCUUCCCUCUAAAGUGCAAUAUCCUGACUAUUAUGCAAUAAUUAAGGAGCCCAUAGAUCUUAAGACUAUUGCCCAGAGGAUACAGAAUGGAAGUUAUAAAAGCAUUCAUGCAAUGGCCAAGGAUAUAGAUCUUUUAGCAAAGAAUGCCAAAACCUAUAAUGAGCCUGGAUCUCAAGUAUUCAAGGAUGCAAAUGCUAUUAAAAAAAUAUUUAAUAUGAAAAAAGCUGAAAUUGAACAUAAUGAACUGGCCAAGUCAAGUCUUCGAAUCAGGACUCCAUCAAAUUUGGCUGCUUCCAAACUGACAGGUCCUUCCUCACAGGGUAAAGGCAGUGUUGGUGAUGAGAGAAAUUCUACUAACAAAUAUUACCGUAACAAAAGAUCAGUCCAAGGGGAUCGUUUAUCUGCAAUAACCAUGGCAUUGCAGUAUGGAUCAGAAAGUGAUGAGGAUGCUGCUUUGGCUGCUGCUGCCCGUUAUGAAGAAGGAGAGUCUGAAGCAGAGAGCAUCACUUCCUUUAUGGAUACUUCUAACCCUCUUUAUCAGCUUUAUGAUACGGUUAGAAACUGCCGAAAUAACCAGGGUCAGCUUAUAUCAGAACCCUUUUUCCAUUUGCCUUCCAAGAAAAAAUAUCCAGAUUAUUAUCAGCAAAUCAAAAUGCCUGUUUCAUUGAAGCAAAUCAGAACCAAACUGAAGAACCAUGAAUAUGAAACUCUAGACCACUUGGAGUGUGAUCUGAACUUAAUGUUUGAAAAUGCCAAACGCUACAAUGUUCCUAAUUCCGCCAUCUAUAAGAGAGUACUGAAAAUGCAGCAAGUUAUGCAGGCAAAGAAGAAAGAGCUAGCUAGGAGAGACGACAUUGAGGACGGAGACAGUAUGAUCUCUUCUGCCACAUCUGAUACUGGAAGUUCAAAAAGGAAAAGUAAAAAGAAUAUAAAGAAGCAGCGAAUGAAAAUCUUAUAUAAUGUUGUUCUUGAAGCUCGAGAGCCUGGCACAGGCAGAAGACUCUGUGAUCUAUUUAUGGUUAAACCCUCCAAAAAGGACUAUCCAGAUUAUUAUAAAAUCAUCUUGGAGCCAAUGGAUUUAAAAAUUAUUGAGCAUAACAUCCGCAGUGAAAAAUACUCAGGGGAGGAGGCUAUGAUAGAAGAUAUGAGGCUAAUGUUCCGAAAUGCAAGGCACUAUAAUGAGGAAGGCUCACAGGUAUAUAAUGAUGCCCAUAUCCUAGAGAAGAUUCUUAAAGAAAAAAAGAAAGAGCUGGGACCUCUUCCUGAAGAUGAUGAUAUCGCUUCCCCUAAACUAAAGCUAAGUAGAAAAAGUGGUAUUUCCCCUAAGAAAUCAAAAUAUAUGACUCCAAUGCAACAGAAACUGAAUGAGGUGUAUGAAGCAGUGAAGAACUACACAGAUAAACGAGGCAGGCGAUUAAGUGCCAUCUUCCUGAGGCUUCCAUCUCGAUCAGAACUGCCUGACUAUUAUGUAACCAUUAAAAAGCCAGUUGACAUGGAAAAAAUAAGAAGUCACAUGAUGGCCAACAAGUACCAGGACAUCGAUUCCAUGGUAGAAGACUUUGUAAUGAUGUUCAAUAAUGCCUGCACUUAUAAUGAGCCAGAGUCUCUGAUUUACAAAGAUGCCCUUGUCCUACAUAAAGUUUUGCUUGAAACUAGAAGAGACAUAGAAGGAGAUGAGGAUUCUCAUGUCCCCAAUGUAACAUUGCUGAUCCAGGAACUUAUUCAUAACCUUUUUGUGUCUGUAAUGAGCCAUCAGGAUGAUGAGGGCAGGUGUUAUAGUGACUCCUUAGCUGAAAUUCCUGCUGUUGAUCCCAACUUCCCAAACAAACCACCUUUGACUUUUGAUAUUAUCCGAAAGAAUGUAGAAAAUAAUCGCUACAGGAGACUGGACUUGUUUCAAGAGCAGAUGUUUGAGAUGCUAGAGAGGGCAAGGAGGAUGAACCGGACUGAUUCAGAGAUUUAUGAGGAUGCUGUGGAACUUCAGCAGUUCUUUAUUAAAAUCCGUGAUGAACUCUGCAAGAAUGGAGAGAUUCUUCUGUCACCAGCACUCAGCUACACCACCAAGCAUCUUCACAAUGAUGUAGAAAAAGAAAAAAAGGAAAAGCUACCCAAAGAAUUCGAAGAGGAUAAACUCAAAAGAGAAGAAGAGAAGAGAGAAGCUGAAAAGAGUGAAGAUUCUGCUGCUGGAGCUGGUCUGUCGAGCUUACAUCGGACUUACAGCCAGGAUUGCAGCUUUAAGAACAGCAUGUACCAUGUUGGGGAUUAUGUCUAUGUGGAACCUGCAGAAGCCAACCUGCAACCUCAUAUAGUCUGUAUUGAGCGAUUAUGGGAAGAUUCAGCUGGGGAAAAAUGGUUGUAUGGCUGCUGGUUUUAUCGACCAAAUGAAACAUUCCAUCUUGCAACACGAAAAUUUCUGGAGAAGGAAGUUUUUAAGAGUGAUUACUAUAAUAAAGUUCCAGUUAGCAAAAUUUUAGGCAAAUGUGUGGUAAUGUUUGUUAAGGAGUAUUUUAAAUUAUGUCCCGAAAACUUUAGAGAUGAGGAUGUCUACGUCUGUGAGUCUCGUUACUCUGCAAAGACGAAGUCUUUUAAGAAGAUUAAACUGUGGACCAUGCCCAUUAGCUCUGUAAGGUUUGUCCCUCGAGAUGUGCCCCUGCCUGUGGUCCGUGUUGCUUCUGUGUUUGCUAAUACAGACAAAGUGGAAGAUGAGAAACACACUGAAACCUUAGAGGAUAAUAAAGUGGGAGACAGUAUCCUUAACCUUGAAAAGGAGAAAGAAGAUGUUCCAGUGGAAAUGUCAAAUGGAGAACCUGGUUGCCACUACUUUGAACAGCUCCGUUAUAAUGAUAUGUGGCUUAAGGUUGGGGAUUGUGUCUUUAUAAAAUCACAUGGCUUAGUGCGACCUCGGGUGGGCAGAAUUGAGAAGAUGUGGGUACGGGAUGGAGCUGCGUAUUUCUUUGGCCCAAUCUUCAUACACCCAGAAGAAACUGAACAUGAACCAACUAAAAUGUUCUACAAGAAGGAAGUGUUUUUGAGUAACCUGGAAGAGACCUGUCCAAUGACCUGCAUUCUGGGAAAAUGUGCUGUGUUGUCAUUCAAGGACUUCCUGUCUUGUAGACCAACAGAGAUCUCUGAAAAUGAUGUGCUACUCUGUGAGAGCCGCUACAAUGAAAGUGACAAACAGAUGAAAAAAUUUAAAGGGCUUAAGAGGUUUUCACUCUCUGCAAAAGUAGUGGAUGAUGAAAUUUACUACUUUAGAAAACCCAUAGUUCCUCAGAAGGAGCCAUCACCACUACUGGAGAAAAAGAUUCAGCAGCUAGAAGCAAAAUUUGCUGAAUUGGAAGGGGGUGACGAGGAUAUUGAAGAGAUGGCGGAAGAAGAAGGUGAAAUCAUUGAAGCACCUUCUAUGCCUCAGCUUCAGACUCCACUGGCUAGUGAACUGGAUAUAAUGCCAUACACUCCACCACAGUCCACUCCGAAGUCUGCCAAGGGCAGCACGAAGAAGGAGGGAUCAAAAAGGAAGAUCAACAUGAGUGGGUAUAUCCUAUUUAGCAGUGAGAUGAGAGCUGUGAUUAAAGCUCAGCACCCAGACUACUCCUUUGGAGAGCUCAGCAGGCUUGUAGGAACUGAAUGGAGAAACUUGGAAGCAACCAAGAAAGCAGAAUAUGAAGAGCGGGCAGCUAAAGUUGCUGAGCAGCAGGAGAGAGAGCGAGCAGCACAGCAACAGCAGCAGAAUUCCUCCCCCCGGGCAGGCACUCCUGUCGGGGCUCUUAUGGGGGUGGUGCCGCCACCAACACCAAUGGGAAUGCUCAAUCAGCAGUUGACACCUGUUGCAGGCAUGAUAGGUGGCUAUCCGCCAGUGCUGCCACCUUUGCAGGGCCCAGUUGAUGGCAUUGUUAGCAUGAGCAGCAUGCAGCCACUUCACCCUGGGGUGCCCCCACCCCACCAACUUCCGCCAGGUAUGCCAGGCAUCCCAGGCAUCCCACCACCGGGUGUUAUAGGCCAAAGCGUUUCUUCCAUGGUAGGCACUCCGGCACCAGGAGGAAGUCCCUUUGGACAGCCAAUGGGAUUGCUUGGGCCACCUGGCCAGCAGGCACCACCUCCAUACCCUGGUCAAAGCCAAGCAAGUCAGCAGGUUAUACAGCAGCCCACAACUCCAAUGUUUGUCUCCCCUCCACCAAAGACACAGAGGCUUCUUCAUUCUGAGGCCUACCUGAAAUAUAUUGAGGGGCUUAGUGCUGAAUCAAAUAGUAUUAGCAAGUGGGACCAGACCCUUUCAGCACGAAGACGUGAUGUCCAUCUAUCCAAAGAACAAGAGAGCCGUCUUCCUUCACACUGGUUGAAAAGUAAAGGGGCCCAUACCACAAUGGCAGAUGCCCUGUGGCGUCUUCGAGACUUGAUGCUACGAGACACCCUUAAUAUCCGUCAAGCAUACAAUAUAGAAAAUGUUUAAUCACAUACAUUGCUUUUUUAUUUGAUACCAACAUAUAAAGAGUUUUGUGGAACAAUAGCUGUUUUAGUUAAUGGCUGGGGAGAGAUAACCAACAAUAAUUUUUAUUGCAUUUUGCUGUACAUUGCAAGACCAUUUUUAUAUAAGGACACUUUUAAUAAGCAUCUUUCACUUUGUUAUAUUAAGUUGACCUUAUCAAAUACACAAACUUUUGCAUAUGUUCCCUUUGUUUAAAAGGCAAUUUCAUAUUUGAUUAUAAGUGUAGUCAAGGUUUCAUCUUUCUUGUACUUAUUACUGAGAAUCUAAUGCCAUCAGUUUUUUGUAUAAAAAAGAUAAAAAAGCAAAACAAAUAAGUGUUUACAAAUUAGUUUGAAAAAUACAAUGGAAUGUGAAAUUAGUCAUAGUUUACCUCAUAGAAGAAUGUGUGUACAUGUGCUUGUGUGUGUUAACCACUUCCAGCAGAAAUAGCAGUUGGAUGUGAACUGAAAGGCUUUAUGUAAAUAAAGGUAAAGGGUGCGUCAACACUAGUAACAAUUGGAUCUGUGAUUAACCACCAGCGCAGCUCCACUGGUUGUAGCAACAGUGGAAGUGCUAGUGUAGAAAGGACACAGAUGUGGUUACUGCUGUGUUGUCCAACUGUGUCCAAUUAUUUGAUGGUGUCAACAAUGGCCAUUGAGAUCCAGAUCAGUAACAGAAUACACGUACAAACUGAACCACAAAUAAAUGCAUUGGAAAGGUAAAAUGCUUUAUCUGCCAAGACCUGCAUUCAGGGUUCUGUGACAUCACUUACACGUACAGCAGGGUAGGGAGCUGCAUUCCUUGCAUGGGUUUAGGUUCAUUAAUAUUUGCAAGAGAAAUGCAGAACUUUGACUUUAUUUAGGUUUUGGAAGAUAAAUAAAAGAGGGGGAAAGACUGCAGCUGAUUAAUUUUAAAAUGAUUUUAAAGUCUAUAUAUGUUCUGUUAAUGAUUUGGUACUGUAAGAGAUUUUUGUAUACUUUUUUUUUUUUUUUUUUUAAGUGUUUCAGUUCACUAUAAUGAAAGUAUUGUUGUAUGGCUGGAGAGAAAUUUAACACAUAAUUCUAGCUUUAAAAUAAAAUACUACAGCGUGUGUAAAAUCAACACAAUGUAUACCAGGGUUUAUAGAUAGGAGGGAAUAGGUUGCUUGCAUUGCAACUUUUUCCUUCCUAAUCAGUAGGUACGUAUGGUGUGUUCUAUCCACAUUUCAGGGCUGUGACUUCCUUCUGUUCAGAACUUGCCAGUUAAAAACAAAUUAACAAACAAUCUUUUUGACUGCAAAGUUGUUUAUCAGAGCCAAAUACUUUUAUGAUACUUAAUUUUUGUAAAUAAUUUAGAUAUGCAGCAAACAAAAAAAUUUGGGAAAGCAAAAUGACUUAAAAAUCUUCUACUAGGGUCAUUUAAUAAACACUGAAACAUGUAUCCGAAAGAACCAAUCUGCUGAUAUUUUCUCAUCUAACAUUAGAGUGAAAUAUUCAUCAUGUGGAAAUGUGUUUUAAAAAGCACUGGAAUAGAAAAGUCUUCCCUGAGCACAAUGUGCAUAUUUUCACUUUAAAAUAGUCAGCAUUUUGGUGCCUAGUUCAGUGACAUGCUUUGUAGUGAUGAGGAAAAUGUGAUGUGCAAGUAUAAAUUGUGAUUGAUCUUACACUAUUUGUUAAAUUUUUCAGUGAUUACAGGAAACAUUCUUUCAUAUUUUCUGGUAGUCAUUUAAAGAUCAAGGUCUUCAGACGUGAUACUAAUAUGAAGGAAAGGGAAACAGUAUGGAGAGAGAGAGAGAGAAGUGAUUUGUAAAUUUGAGCCCUACAUGUAAUACGACUAUGGCACAUAUACUUUUUGUUUAGUUUAAUGCCAUUUGUAAACAACCAACUCUAAAUUUAAAUUUAAUGUAAAACAUUUUGCAAAUAUAUUAAACCUCCAAUAUGUACAGUAUCAUUUUAAUGUACAUUUAAAUGACCAUAAGCUUUGCAGAUUUUAGCAACAAAAACAGGACAUUAAGCUGAAUCAGAUAGGCAGCAAGUCCUAAUUUUUGAGUAUUUAGAACCAUCAUGAACUGUAUCACUACAAUCAGAUUCUCUUAUUGCUAGACGUUAACAAAAUUACACCAAAGAGCCUGGAAUUAAUUUUAGUUAAGUUAUUUUUUAUUUAUUUUUAAUUUUUCUUUUGGGCACUGGAUGGGACUCCCUUUGGAAUCUAUACAUCUCAGAUCUUUAAUUUGUCAGAAAGGUCAGUGUUGAACAACCCCAGCAUUGCCUCUUUCCCACCGUAGGGAGCCUUCACCGCUCCUCCUAGCCCAGGAGCAAGAGAUUGGAACUGUAAACCAAAUCCUGGGUCUCCUUCAUGGCAGUGCAGAGCACUACCAUGAGGCCACUGGGCUGGCCCUAAUCAAUUAUAUUAAACUUUUUAUUUAUUUCAAAAUCAUGUCUCUGUAUAUUGCGGGCAUUUCAGUGGAGAAUGCAGUAAAAUUUAGGAUUAUUUUCUAACUCUGAAUGGUUAAAAAGACAUGCCUCUUUUUGGGAGUAUUUGAAUCCAUAAUUUGUAUUUCACCAUGAUUUACUGUAUUGGCAUAAAUGAAAUUUUCAUAUAAAAAAAAGGUUGCAUGGGAAAUGGUUGGCUUCUGUGAGAGUGAAAAAUAGAUUAAUUUAGAAUCUGUAUUUUAGUAAACUACUUGGAGGCCGUUAAUUGUUCAUCUUCUCUUCCCCAGUCCUCCCCACUAAUCCCUCCCUUUCCUUCAAGAGAAAACUUACUGUUUGUGUCAAAAUUUGAAAGUUGGUGUUGGUGACUUUUCAGCAUAUGUUUUCGGACCUGGUUAAUCCAUGUUUGGUUUUUCCUUACAUCUGUGUACCCAAAAAGUUAGUGAUAACCAGGCUUAUAAAAUGUAUGUACCAUCAAUUUGUUUGAGGCUUUUUAAUUUGAAUAAAAAUAGUUUGCAAAGUGAUUUGGAUUAACCAGGUUUGAUUGUCCCAUGAAGACUUUUGUUAAAAUUUUAUUUCAAGCAGCUCUGACUGUUGCAAAUCCAGAUUUUAUCAAGACUUUGGAGCAGGAGGUGUGUGUGGCUUUGUUUUUGUUUUGUUUUGUUUUAAGAAUCAGUAGAGAGCAGCAUUCAGAUUGUCCUCUACACAGUAGGAAAUCCCUGGGCUGUACUGCCAAGGACAGUGUUGCUGAACGAUACAGCUCCAAUAUUUAAGCCAUGUUGGAUAUGAUCUUUUGAUCAGCAAGAACUGAAGAGCAGCCACCAAAAGAAGCAAACCCAUGAUGAUUGGCAUGGUAAGAUUUAAACCAACCCAGGCUGCCAUAGCACAAACUGGCAAUAAAAAAAAAAAA
Trachemys scripta elegans is the source of this 8469-nucleotide messenger RNA. RefSeq names its product polybromo 1 (gene PBRM1). The transcript is spliced from 31 exons. Gene Ontology annotation, biological process: chromatin remodeling. Bases 1 to 5136 code for a protein of 1711 amino acids. Gene Ontology annotation, cellular component: RSC-type complex. Gene Ontology annotation, molecular function: chromatin binding; protein binding. Lineage: Eukaryota; Metazoa; Chordata; Testudines; Emydidae. The record is from RefSeq and is a predicted model, not a curated record.